Molecule: messenger RNA, 1659 nt
Organism: Aspergillus alliaceus
Lineage: Eukaryota; Fungi; Ascomycota; Eurotiomycetes; Eurotiales; Aspergillaceae
Product: major facilitator superfamily domain-containing protein
Exons: 9
Coding region: 1-1659 (552 amino acids)
Biological process (GO): basic amino acid transport; transmembrane transport
Cellular component (GO): fungal-type vacuole membrane
Molecular function (GO): basic amino acid transmembrane transporter activity
Source: RefSeq, a predicted model, not a curated record
AUGCCGUCAAUUCGACAAAGCUCAGACAGCCCUCCCGGCGAAGAAGCAUAUCUUUUGCAUAGAUCGGCAUCAAACAAAGUGCCCCAGCUGGAGGUAAAUCGUUCGGAUCUCUUUACAAUUUACUCAACAUUCCUUGGUGUCUUUAUCGCAAGUGCUGAUGAGUUCCUUGUGCUAUCUACAUAUACUACCAUCGCGUCACAGUUCCACCGACUGUCUGAGGGCUCAUGGUUGCUAGUUGCUUAUAAUUUUGGAUAUUGUAUUGCUCUGCCGAUGGCGAGUAGUUUCAGUCAAUUCAACAAUUGUAACAGGCUGCUAACGUUUGAACAGUGUGGAACAUUGAGUGAUUUAUAUGGUCGCAAGAAUGUACUUGUUACAUCAUACAUCCUAUUCCUGCUUGGGUGUUUUGCAUCGGGGGCAAGUAGUUCAUUAGUCCAACUUGUUCUGGCAAGAGUGCUUGCUGGUGCAAGUGGUGCUGGGAUGGUGACCCUUGUUUCAAUUAUUAUCAUAGAUCUUGUCCCAUCCAGGGAGGUUGCGGUGUACAGAAGCUAUGAGAAUGUGAUGACCGUUAUUGGACGUAGUCUAGGAGUACCCAUUGGGGGUCUCGUAUCAGAUACUGUGGGAUGGAGAUGGACGUUCUUUGGCCAGGUCCCGUUUAUCCUUUUUUGCGCCCUUGUUGGAAUCUAUGCAUUGCCGGAUUUCCGGGGCGGAGCUGAAGGAGAACCGUCGGAUGAGGACUUACCAAGUGCCUCACGCCUUCGCGAUAUCGACUUCGCUGGAAUAAUCACAUUUUCGGCGACAAUCCUCUUAUUCUUGCUUUUGCUUCGGGAGACAGGAAUGAAGGCAGAAGACCAAGUUCUUCAAAUAUGUGCCCUAUCUCUGGGGCUUCUUAUUUCCAGUCUGACCUUCAUUACAACCGAACUCUUCUGGGCACGAAAACCUAUAAUCCCAGUACCACUGUUGCUUAAAGAGCUGGGGCUUUACUGUCUCGUCCAUCUUUUGUUAAAUUCUGGUCGAACGGCUCUCGUGAUCAACAUCAUUCCAUAUUUUAUCCGUGUCGAGGGAAUCAGUAACUUUCUCUCCUCAGUGAUGUACAUCCAGGUCGCUGCGGGUGUAUCAGUGGGAGGAGUCAUUGCUGGUGUUAUAAUUAAACGCAUGGGACGAUACAAAACGAUGGCUGUCUUAUCACUCAUUGUUACUAUACUAUCUUUCUUGCUCAUCUUCAUCACCUGGAGGGAUGGUUGUGGGUCUUGGGAAUCCUCCAUACUUUUCCUUGUAGGGUUCGCGCCGGGGAUUCUGUUUUCUGCUCUGUUCAUUGGAAUGUCCCAAAGCUCCCCAGAAGACUGCAUUUCUUCCUGUAUUGGGACCUUCUAUCUCAGCCAGCAGCUUGGGGUGAUCAGUGGUUCAGCAUGCGGUUCAGCCUUGAUUCAAAGUCUAUUUAUGAGAAACCUUUCAUCUCAAUUGGAGAAUAACCCACAUUGGAAGGAUAUUCCGAAUAUUCUCAAUGAUGUCGAGUUCUCGCGGACGUUACCACAGGCCGAACAAAAUAUUAUCAGGUCCAGUUACUUGGCUAGCUUUCAAUAUAUACCUUUGUUCGCAGCGGUAACUACUUCAGCAGCAUUGCCCAUAUUCUUGCUCCUUAAGGGGAAGAAGAUAGAGUAA